This is a messenger RNA of Salvia miltiorrhiza (redroot sage), 1226 nucleotides long. Its product is annotated as NDR1/HIN1-like protein 6. The transcript has a single exon. Lineage: Eukaryota; Viridiplantae; Streptophyta; Magnoliopsida; Lamiales; Lamiaceae. The coding region runs from base 1 to 1068 and encodes 355 amino acids. The record is from RefSeq and is a predicted model, not a curated record.
AUGUCCCACCACCAUGAGACAAAUCCACACUUUCUCCCCCGUCAACGCGAUCCGGUCAUCCAGUUUCCUUCACAAACGCCACCACGGCGUGCCAGGCCGCCGCCGCGCCACCACGGCCGUGCUCCAGUCGUGGUGGAAGCGCCGUCUCACGGCCACCCUGCCUACCACCCUGCACCACCUGAUGCCCCACCUACACACCACCCUCCACCGCCUCAUGGCCAGCCUACAUACCACCCUGCACCACCUGAUGGCCACCCCACACACCACCCUCCACCGCCUCAUGGACCCCCUGCGCACCACCCUCCACCACCUCAUGGCCGAACGUCGCCCCACCGUCCGACACAUGUUAAGCCCGUGACACCCCUUGUAGUUGAGGCACCGCACCAACCCCACCAAGAAUCCAGACCCCAUUCCGAUUCUCAUUCGCGUCCGCCUCAACACGGCAGUGGCGGCCACCACCAUUACCACCCCGCUUUCAUCCACCCCCCGACGUCACGACGGACCAAGCCGAUAGCCUGGCUGGUGGCAGCAUUCUGUAUGCUCUUCUGGAUACUGGUGAUUGUGGGAGGCCUGAUCAUCCUGAUAGUGUAUUUGGUGUUCCGGCCGCGCAGCCCUCGAUUCGACAUCUCGAGCACCACCAUCAACGCCGCGUACCUGGACAUGGGUUACCUGCUGAACGCGGACGUGACAGUGCUGGCCAACUUCAGCAACCCCAACAGCAAGGUGAAGGUGGAGUUCAGCUACGUGAUCUUGGACCUCUACUACGACAACAACUUCAUCGCCACACGUUACAUUGAGCCGUUUGCGGUGAUGAGGGGCGAGUCGAGGUUUGCAGACGUGCACAUGGUGGCUAGCCAGGUGAGGCUGUCGACGGAGCUUAGCAUGAAGCUGCAGAAACAGAUAGAACAAGGAAGAGUAAAUCUGGAGAUAAAAGGAUUGUUUAGAGCUAGGUCUAAAUUAGGAGGCAUUUUCCACUACUCCUACUGGAUGUAUGCGCAUUGCCAACUCGUCGUCACCGGCCCUCCCACCGGAGUUUUGAUCAGAAAAAAGUGCGUUACCAAGAAGUGAAUAAGUCAACCCAAUUUGAUCAUCAUUUAUUUUUUAUUAUUUUGAUCAUAAAUAUGUCCAGUCUUAUUUUUGUUGUCAUUUCUGGGUUAUCUGCUCACCUUUCCUUUCUGUCAUAGUCUGAAUAUUUAAAUGUGAGUUUUGAUCGAUUCAUUCUUCUA